Aphanomyces astaci is the source of this 3781-nucleotide messenger RNA. RefSeq lists its product as hypothetical. Bases 19 to 3687 code for a protein of 1222 amino acids. Lineage: Eukaryota; Oomycota; Saprolegniomycetes; Saprolegniales; Verrucalvaceae. The transcript is spliced from 6 exons. The record is from RefSeq and is a predicted model, not a curated record. Gene Ontology annotation, molecular function: nucleic acid binding.
GCGGCGGUGGGCCAUGCAAUGGAAGUGCACUUCCUGUGUGCCAUCAUGUUUCGACAGCCACAAUCUGGGAAUUGGGCCGACGCAUGCGAUGAGGACGACGAGCGCCUCACCGUGCCGCAACAGCACGCCAGUGUGCCAAGUACGACCAAUGCUCCUUCUUCGUCAAGGACGGAUGAGUACCCUUCGCGACCUGUCGUGCCCGCUGCACCCGCAAAGGCGCCAGCGGCGUCCAACUACUGGGUAACGAGAGGGCAGCAAGCAGCUGCCCCUGCUCCUCGUGCGGACACCUCGAACUUUCGCCGAGGAGACGACCAUCCAUCAUCUCGUGGUGCUUCGUACGACCGUCGCGACGAACGGGGUGACUAUCAAGAUCGUCGCCGAGACUACGACGACCGCGGUGGUCGCCGAAACUACGACUCUCAGGACUCGGGUCGAUUUGGUCGACAAGACAACAAUGGACGAGGGUACGAUCGUCAAGACAGCAACUCGUCGUAUGGCGCACGCGGCGGGGGCUACGGCCGCGACCACCAGGACAGCCAACGGCCCGCCCCCUCCGGCCGGUGGGGUCAAGCCGCCAACGCCCCGCGACACGAAGGCUUUGUCACGAAUUUCCGAGAGGAUGGUGGGUUUGGUUUCCUGCAUUGUCUCGAGCUCAAGCAAGACGUGUUCUUCCACGAAUCCGAAGUGCCCGCGCGAGCUACCGACGCCUCAACGUCGGCACAACAACCGUCAGACACGUCAUCGACGUUGCUUUCGCAUGUCCAGGUGGGCGAUGAAUUGUCGUUUGAGUUGACGACACACCCGCGUACUGGCAAAGAAAGUGCCACACAUAUCCAACGGUUGGCCAAAGGCACGAUCGUUCUUGAAGACGUUUCAGACCAACUCACACACGGAGUUGUAACCAAGAGCUUGCCUCCUAAACACAAACCGAGCCAUUAUCAUUCGACCUCUUCGUCCAGACAAUCUGCCGACGCGACAGGAACCAUCGACGUCGUCGUCGCGGCAGACUCGUCAAAGGACGUGGCAGCCUCUGAAGCAACGACCACCCCCGCACCUACACCCCUUCGCAAACCGAUUGUGCGAUUCAAUGCCCAAAGCUUUCCGAGCGGGUCCCAUCCUCCACGCGUGGGUGAUGAUGUCCAAUUCCGCAUUGCCAUCCAUCGGCAAACAGGAUUAAAGCGCGCGGUGGACUUGACAGUCACAUUGAGCGCCGUAGCCAAGCGCAACGCGGCCAUCGAAGCCGUGCUGACGUCGCUGGUGCGGGAGACGGGGGUUGUGACGUCGAUCAAGGGGGGACACACUGGCACCAUUCGAUGUUUGAGUCGGCUGCAAGACGCCACGUUUGCCAUUUCCAACGAGGAGAAGAAGGGAAUGGUGUUGGCUGAAGGGGACAGUGUCUCGUUCUUUGUCGUGCCAGACGAACUGCAAGACCCGAACGAGUGUACGCCGCCCAAACACUUGACCAAAGCGUCUGGACGAGCUCGGGUCACCGCCAUUCGAGUCGAAAAGCUCGUCGACCAACCUGUGGUUUUUGAAGCGGUGGUAGCCACCAAUGUCCAAGGCACGGUGGUGGUCGCCCCCAAGGAUCUGAGUCGAACGAAUGGCCACCACGACUCUAAAUCACACACAACCCCACGUGGCAACCACAAUGGCGGCUUGGGCCAGAUCCAACCCAUCGUUAACGUUGUCGCAGACGACGACGAUGACGUUACCACCAGGUCAAACCCUCCCACCACCACCACCACCACCUUGCCGGUACAAUGGUCGGAAGUGUCGUAUGCGGCCAAGGCGGGCGACGUCGUCAUGUACGAUGUGUUGCAAGACUUUCGUCGUGGAAUGCAAUUCGCAGUCCACGUGCGCUGGCAUCAACUGCACCCUGAUGGCCGCGAAGUUGGCACCGUGUCAUCCCUCAAAGAUGAUUUUGGCUUUAUCAAAUGCGUCGAUCGCCCCGGGGACGCGUACUUUCGCGUGUCGGACGUGCUGCUGUCUGCAGGCGGCUGGUCGUCGCAGCCGACUCUGUCGUUACGUCAAGGGGUCGAAGUAUCGUUUGAUGUAAUUCCAAAUCCCAAGGCGGCUGGUGGAGCCAGGUCCGACGGCAUUCGCGCUGUUCGCGUCCAAGUGUUGCCCAAGCACACGAUUGUGUGGGAAGUCGUGGUGCACCAACAGACGACGGGUGUUGUCGUCGUGGCAGCGUCAACCCCUUCCCACCGCAAGUCGGAUUCUGGGUAUGCCCCCGACGGCCGCAUCACGUUUCAAACAUCCACAUGUCCCCUGGAACCUUUCCCCGAACUUCGCCGCCAGCUCCAGACAACAUUUGCCGAUCACGUUCCAGAUGACGACGUGGCGCUCGUGCUGAAGCAACUGACGCCGGCGCAACGCACCGCGCUCGACUUGUAUGCGCGUUUGGUGGGUCUGUCCAUCGUUGUUGGCCAUCCAUCCGCCGACGAUGGAAAAGCCAAGGGGGAGGUCAAGAUCGUCCUGUCGAAUCGGCCAGAUUGGACUGCGGCCGUCGCUCCGCACGACGCCGACGCCGACUUCUUUGCCCCCGAGAGCCUCCACGACGCCCGGUAUGAGUUGCAAGUAGGCGACGAGGUCACAUGCAGCAUCGUACGCACAAAACGUGGUCAACACUUGGUGGCCAAGGCGAUUCGGGUGGUGAAAUCCAGUACUAGUAUUACUAGUUCGGGAUGGGUGGUACUGGUCAAGACGGAAGGGUACGGCUUCAUCGAGUCCACGGACGGAGAGCGAGUGUAUUUCCGUGUGACCGACGUCGCGGACAAGGGGAGCACACCCAAGCUCCGCGAAGGCGACGAGGUCACGUUUACAAUCAAGAGUGGCGCUGAUCGAAAGCCCAAGGCUGUGGCGAUUACCAAAGUACCCCAAGGAACGCUUCCACCCAAGCAAGUGCGUAUCAUUGACCAAGCUAUCGUUGCGCGCGCGAGCUAUCGCAGCAGCCAGAAAUCGCAUCAUCAUCACCACCACAAAAAACACCAGACAUCAGCAGUUACGUCCACGGCUGGAAAGCUCAAGCAACUCUGUGUGGCAGCCGACAAUAGUAGUACGGCGGAUGAGAUUGCCGACGACGACAACCAGGGCGGAUGUGACGACGGAGGUGAAGACGACGGUGGUGAUGGCGGUCGCCACGGAUGGAUGUACCAUGUCGAAGAUCAAGUCGAUCCAUCUGCGGUACUCCGUCCUGGAGACAUUGUGACGUGCCAAGUCGUGGGCAAGAGCAAGCAAGCGACCCAAGUGACGUUGGUGUCGUCUAGCGCGCGAACGGGUGUGGUCGAGCUGGUCAAUGUCCAAGGAGGCACCAUCGUCGUGGCCGCCGCUGGGACUGCCACGUCAUCGGAACAAAGCGCAGCUCUAGACCAAGAACGGGUAGCGUACGUGAACAAGAGUCUGCUGCUGCUGCAUGGCGGACACCACGACCGAAAGGCGUUGAAUGUGGGCGAUAAGGUGGAGUUUGCGAUCGCGCAGCCCCUUGGGGACAAACCGGCCAUGGCCACGCAUAUUGUGCGCGUCGAAGGGGCGGAGCGGAAAGGCACCGGUGUGAACUCGAGCUUGCGACGGGUCAUGAAAGAAAACGGGGGCGGCGGCACAGCGGCGGCGCGAAUGGCCAAAGGUCCUGACGGCACGAAAGGAUUUGCCACUGGCUGGAAGUCACCUAGCGUAGACACGUUGUAAACAGCGAUCGUCAACACAAGGCGUUCCGCUGUAGAUUGACAUGGGUCAAAGUGUCUAAACUCCUUUAAAGAGAAAUAUACACUUCUACACCCCA